CGCAGAACCCCGCUUAAGAGCUCAGCUACCAAAGUAAAAAGUAGCUUGUUCAGCGGCCUCAGCCAGGGUCGCCAAGGCUGACGACGUAGCUAACGUUGCCCAGCUUCAGAUCGUCACGCAACUCCAACCCCAAACCCAGCGUCAUCGGAACCCGGAAGCGCCAACCCAAGGACCGACAGAAGGUCUGAAGAGUAGCCACGCCGACGCCGCACUCACCGAAUUCUCAUCGUCGAAAAUUUCACCAGACCGGCGCUGUCUUCCCUUUCCGUCUUUACCCUCUCCGAUUGAUACCCGCUCCAGCCGCAGCCUCACGAGCACCAACUCUCUCCGACGCCCAUUAUCUCCCGCAGCUACCCACGACGGGCGCAACAACCGACGCCAACGGAAAGGAGCACCAAGACCGGGACUAAUAAUACGCUACGAAGAAGAAGAAGCCCAAAAUGCCAACAGCAGGUCUAAAAACAAUCAUCGCCCUCUCCUUUGUCCUGGCCGUCGGCUUCCUCCUCGUCAUCCUCUCGUGCGCGCUCUGGCACGCCUACUAUCCACUGCUCGUCGUGGCGACCUACGUGCUCGCGCCCGUGCCCAACUGGAUAUGCAGCCACUGCGCGAACCCGGAUGACUUUGUCGAGAGCUCGGGCGCGGCUGUGCUGGAUCUGGGGCGGUUCUGUACUGGGUUCUUGGUGGUGAUGGGUAUUGCGUUACCCGUGUUGCUCGCGCACUCAAACAUCAUCUCGAUCCCCGCCAUGGUCAUGUCUGUCAUUGGAGGGCUGCUGAUUUAUGGGACCAUUAUCAGCUUCUCUAUGUUCUUCCAGGAGGAGCAGGAGUUUUAGGAGAGGAAUGGAAUACCAUAAGCGGUUGAUCUGGCGGCGAAGCUUAGGUCACGGAGCAUGGGUCGGGAAGGGCAAUGGGAGAAGUUGCUCGUAGUUGCUUUCUCUGUUUUGGGUGUACAACAUGGCGGUUCCUUAAUGCGCAUGAUGGGUGGCGAGCGGGUGAAUGGGCGAACGGCGGACUGGAUUAGGCUUUUGACAAGAGAUUAUCAGGGACAGAGGCUGGGUUUGGGGAGGCAUAACACUGGGACCAUGGCGCAUAUACUCGUGUAUCCCAGAAGUAUACCCCCUAACUCCCUAUCUGAUUUGUAUGGUGUAUCUGUACAAUGCGUUAAAGCGCUGCCAUGAAAAUGCCCCGUUGAGCCAAAUUUCACAUGUAGCCUCCGUUUUGACGCCCAGUCAUAUA
Canariomyces notabilis is the source of this 1233-nucleotide messenger RNA. Its product is annotated as vacuolar protein sorting 55. Gene Ontology annotation, biological process: late endosome to vacuole transport via multivesicular body sorting pathway. The record is from RefSeq and is a predicted model, not a curated record. Gene Ontology annotation, cellular component: endosome; Vps55/Vps68 complex. The coding region runs from base 441 to 830 and encodes 129 amino acids. The transcript has 2 exons. Lineage: Eukaryota; Fungi; Ascomycota; Sordariomycetes; Sordariales; Chaetomiaceae.